AUGCAGGACUCGGACGCGCCCAUGCGCGCCACCAUCGAGUACGACAACGGCAAGACGCUCAUGGCGCAGGGACCGCAGGCGCUGCACGACCACGUCGCCUCCCGCAUGGAGAAGGCGCUCGGCAAGAGCCUCCCGCAGAUGGAGGUGCGCUUCAAGGACGUCUCCAUCUCCGCCGACAUCAUCGUCAAGGACGAGACCGACGUCAAGGUCGAGCUCCCCACGCUGAUCAACGUCAUGAAGACAGGUUUCCGCGAGAUGCGCUCCAGCAAACACGUCGUCAAGAAGCAGGUGCUCAAGAACGUCAGCGGCGUCUUUAAGCCCGGCACUAUCACGCUCGUGCUGGGCCAGCCGGGAUCGGGCAAGUCCUCGUUCAUGAAGCUGCUCAGCAGCCGCUUCCCCAACGACAAGAACGUCACGAUGGAGGGCCAGGUGACCUACAACGGCACGCCCGCCACCGACAUGCAGAAGCACUUGCCCCAGUUCGUGUCGUACGUGACGCAGCGCGACCGGCACUACUCGCUGCUCACCGUCAAGGAGACGCUCGAGUUCGCGCACGCCUGCACCGGAGGCGGCCUGUCGAAGCGGGACGAGCAGCACUUCACCAACGGCACGCCCGAGGAGAACAAGGCCGCGCUCGACGCCGCCAGGGCCAUGUUCAAGCACUACCCGGACAUCGUCAUCCAGCAGCUCGGACUCGACAACUGCCAGAACACCAUCGUGGGCGACGCCAUGACGCGCGGCGUGUCCGGCGGAGAGCGCAAGCGCGUGACCACGGGCGAGAUGGAGUUCGGCAACAAGUUCGUCAUGAUGAUGGACGAGAUCAGCACGGGCCUCGACAGCGCCGCCACCUUCGACAUCAUUACCACGCAGCGCAGCAUCGCCAAGAAGUUCCGCAAGACGGUGGUCAUCUCGCUGCUGCAGCCGUCGCCCGAGGUCUUCGAGCUCUUCGACGACGUCGUCAUCCUGAACGAGGGCCACGUCAUGUACCAUGGUCCUCGCGCCGAGGCGCUGGGCUACUUCGAGAGUCUCGGCUUCAAGUGUCCUCCGCGUCGCGACGUGGCCGACUUCCUGCUGGAUCUCGGCACGGACAAGCAGGCGCAGUACGAAGUUAAAGCCCAAGGACGCACCAUCCCGUGCACUUCAAGCGACUUUGCCAACGCGUUCGAGCGCUCGUCCAUCUACCAACAAGUGCUGGCAGACCUCGAAGACCCCGUGUACCCCGGGCUCGUCCUCGACAAGGAGACGCACAUGGACACCCAGCCCGAGUUCCACCUGAACUUCUGGGACAGCACCGCGUUGCUCGUGAAGCGACAGAUGAGGGUGACAAUGCGCGACUCGGCAGCGCUCAUGGGGCGCUUGUUCAUGAACACCAUCAUGGGCCUGCUGUACGCGAGCGUCUUCUACCAGUUCAACCCGACGAACUCGCAGCUGGUCAUGGGCGUCAUUUUCGCGUCGGUUCUGUGCUUGUCGCUGGGCCACUCCGCGGAGAUCCCGACGAUCAUGGCUGCGCGCGAGGUGUUCUACAAGCAGCGCGGGGCCAACUUCUUUCGGACGUCGUCCUACGUGCUCUCGAACUCGGCCAGUCAGCUACCUCCGAUUAUCUUGGAGACCGUGGUGUUCGGCUCCGUGGUCUACUGGAUGUGCGGCUUCGUGGACACCAUCGGGGCGUUCCUGCUGUUCCUCGUCAUGCUGUGCGUCACGAACCUCGCGUUCACGGCGUUUUUCUUCUUCCUGGCGUCGGCGUCGCCGAAUUUCAACGUGGCCAACCCGAUCUCCAGCGUCUCGAUCCUCUUCUUCAUCUUGUUCGGGGGCUUCGUGAUCACCAAGGACCAGAUUCCGGACUACCUGAUUUGGUUGUACUGGCUGAACCCGGUCGCUUGGGGCGUGCGCGCUCUGGCUGUGAACCAGUACAGCGACUCGAGCUUCGACACGUGCGUCUACGGCGACGUCGACUUCUGCGAGAGCUUCAACCAGACGGUCGGAGACUAUUCGCUCACCAUGUUCGAGGUGCCGACCGAGAAGUUCUGGCUCUGGUACGGCAUCGUGUUCAUGGCUGCCGCGUACGUCUUCUUCAUGUUCCUCUCGUACAUCGCGCUGGAGUUCCACCGCUACGAGAGCCCCGAAAACGUGACGCUGGACUCGGAGAACAAGGGCGAUGCGUCCGAUAGCUACGGCUUGAUGGCCACCCCUCGUGGCUCGUCGACCGAGCCCGAGGCUGUACUGAACGUUGCCGCCGACAGCGAGAAGCACUUCAUCCCGGUCACCGUCGCCUUCAAGGACCUGUGGUACUCCGUGCCGGACCCGGCCAACCCCAAGGACACCAUCGACCUGCUCAAGGGCAUCAGCGGAUACGCGCUGCCCGGCACCAUCACGGCGCUCAUGGGGUCCUCGGGCGCAGGCAAGACCACGCUCAUGGACGUCAUCGCCGGCCGCAAGACGGGAGGCAAGAUCCGCGGCCAGAUCCUGCUCAACGGCCACCCGGCCACCGACCUGGCCAUCCGCCGGUCCACGGGCUACUGCGAGCAGAUGGACAUCCACUCGGAGUCGUCGACGAUCCGCGAGGCGCUCACGUUCAGCGCGUUCCUGCGCCAGGGCGCCGACGUGCCCGACAGCUACAAGUACGACUCGGUGAACGAGUGCCUGGACCUGCUGGACCUGCACCCGAUCGCCGACCAGAUCAUCCGCGGCAGCUCCGUGGAGCAGAUGAAGCGCCUGACCAUCGGCGUGGAGCUGGCGGCGCAGCCCAGCGUGCUGUUCCUGGACGAGCCCACGAGCGGCCUGGACGCGCGCAGUGCCAAGCUCAUCAUGGACGGCGUGCGCAAGGUGGCCAACACGGGCCGCACCGUCGUGUGCACGAUCCACCAGCCGUCCUCGGAGGUGUUCAGCGUGUUCGACAGCCUGCUGCUGCUCAAACGCGGCGGCGAGACGGUGUUCGCCGGCGAGCUGGGCAAGAACGCGAGCGAGAUGAUCGCGUACUUCGAGUCCAUCGACGGCGUGGCCAAGCUCGAGGACAACUACAACCCGGCGACGUGGAUGCUGGAGGUGAUCGGCGCCGGCGUGGGCAACAGCAACGGCGACAAGACGGACUUCGUCCAGAUCUUCCAGCAGAGCAAGCACUUCCAGUUCCUGCAGUCAAACUUGGACCGCGAGGGUGUGUCUCGGCCGUCGCCGUCGCUUCCAGCACUGGAGUACAGCGACAAGCGUGCCGCGACGGAGCUGACCCAGAUGAAGUUCUUGAUGCAGCGCUUCUUCAACAUGUACUGGCGUACGGCGUCGUUCAACCUGACACGCUUCUUCGUGUCGUUGGUGCUGGGGCUUCUCUUCGGCAUCACGUACGUCGGCGCCGAGUACUCGUCGUACUCGGGCAUCAACUCGGGCAUGGGCAUGCUGUACUUGGCUGUCGGGUUCCUCGGCAUCGGCUCGUUCAACAGCGCUCUCCCCAUCGCGUCGCAGGAGCGAGCCGUGUUCUACCGCGAGCGCGCUGGGCAGAGCUACAAUGCGCUCUGGUACUUCGUGGGCUCGAGCGUGGCCGAGAUCCCGUACACCUUCGGCGCGACGCUGCUGUUCAUGGCGAUCUUCUACCCCAUAGUGGGCUUCACGGGCUUCGGGUCGUUCCUCACGGUCUGGCUGACCGUGUCGCUGCACGUGCUGCUGCAGGCGUACAUCGGCGAGUUCCUGGUCUUCCUGCUGCCGAACGUCGAGGUGGCGCAGAUCCUGGGCAUGCUCAUGUCGCUCAUCUUCCUGCUCUUCAUGGGCUUCAGUCCUCCGGCCGGAGACCUGCCGACGGGCUACAAGUGGCUGUACCACAUCACGCCGCAGAAGUACACGCUCGCGGCCAUGUCGACCGUCGUGUUCGGCGACUGCCCCAGCGGCGGCGACGGCAGCGACGUCGGCUGCAAGCACAUGACGAACGUGCCGCCCUCGCUGCCGGCGAACCUGACGGUGAAGGAGUACCUGGAGGACGUGUUCCUGAUGAAGCACAGCGAGGUCUGGCAGAACUGCGCCAUCGUGCUGGCCUUCGUGGCCUUCUUCCGCGUGCUGACGCUCCUGGCCAUGCGCUUCGUGAACCACCAGAAGCGGUAA
This is a messenger RNA of Phytophthora sojae, 4083 nucleotides long. RefSeq lists its product as hypothetical. The record is from RefSeq and is a predicted model, not a curated record. Bases 1 to 4083 code for a protein of 1360 amino acids. Gene Ontology annotation, molecular function: ATP hydrolysis activity; ABC-type transporter activity; ATP binding. The transcript has a single exon. NCBI's taxonomy places the organism in Eukaryota, Oomycota, Peronosporomycetes, Peronosporales, Peronosporaceae. Gene Ontology annotation, cellular component: membrane. Gene Ontology annotation, biological process: transmembrane transport.